Molecule: messenger RNA, 1718 nt
Organism: Drosophila busckii
Lineage: Eukaryota; Metazoa; Arthropoda; Insecta; Diptera; Drosophilidae
Gene: Pgd
Product: 6-phosphogluconate dehydrogenase, decarboxylating
Exons: 3
Coding region: 97-1542 (481 amino acids)
Biological process (GO): pentose-phosphate shunt; pentose-phosphate shunt, oxidative branch
Cellular component (GO): cytosol
Molecular function (GO): NADP binding; phosphogluconate dehydrogenase (decarboxylating) activity
Source: RefSeq, a predicted model, not a curated record
GUUUUAAUCGGCAAAUUAGCCAAAGCACAACACAAUUGUUGCUUGUUUUUAUACUUUUGCAAAGAUUGUCAAUUUGUAAAUACAUUUAAUUAAAAGAUGAGCGGUAAAGCUGAUAUUGCGCUUAUUGGCCUGGCCGUAAUGGGCCAAAAUUUGAUCUUGAAUAUGGAUGAGAAGGGCUUUGUGGUGUGCGCUUUCAAUCGCACCGUAUCGAAGGUCAAAGACUUUCUAAGCAAUGAGGCUAAAGGCACCAAAGUGAUUAGCGCUGAGUCAUUGGAGGACAUGGUCAGCAAGCUGAAAACGCCACGCAAAGUUAUGUUGCUGGUCAAGGCUGGCAGCGCGGUGGAUGAUUUUAUAGACCAGUUAGUGCCGUUGCUAUCCCGCGGAGAUGUUAUCAUUGAUGGCGGCAAUUCGGAGUAUCAAGACACAUCGCGUCGUUGCGAGCAACUGGAGAAACUGGGUCUGCUCUAUGUGGGUUCCGGCGUUAGCGGCGGAGAGGAGGGCGCGCGCCAUGGCCCCUCACUAAUGCCGGGCGGACAUGAAGCCGCCUGGCCACUGAUCAAGCCCAUCUUCCAAGCCAUUUGCGCCAAGGCCGACGGUGAGCCGUGCUGCGAGUGGGUUGGAGAUGGUGGUGCUGGACACUUUGUCAAAAUGGUGCACAAUGGCAUUGAGUAUGGCGAUAUGCAGUUGAUUUGUGAGGCCUACCACAUUAUGCAGAGCCUUGGUUUGACCGCACCACAAAUGGCAGAUGAGUUUGGCAAGUGGAAUUCUGAAGAGCUGGACUCGUUCCUCAUUGAGAUUACGCGUGAUAUACUCAAGUAUAAGGAUGCCAAGGGGCAUCUACUGGAGCGCAUACGCGACACUGCUGGCCAGAAGGGCACUGGCAAAUGGACCGCCAUUGCAGCUUUGCAAUACGGCGUGCCGGUGACGCUAAUUGGUGAGGCGGUAUUCUCGCGCUGCCUUUCAGCACUGAAGCAGGAGCGCGUGCAGGCGUCUACUUUGCUUAAGGGACCCAGCACCAAAGUGAGCGUAGCGGAUUUGCCCAAGUUCCUGGGUGACAUCAAGCAUGCGCUUUACUGCGCCAAAAUUGUCAGCUAUGCCCAGGGCUUCAUGCUGAUGCGUGAGGCGGCAAAGGAGAACAACUGGCGCUUGAAUUAUGGCGGCAUUGCGCUCAUGUGGCGUGGCGGUUGCAUCAUACGUAGCGUCUUCCUGGGCAACAUUAAGGAUGCAUACACGCGUCAACCGAACUUGUCCAAUCUGCUGCUGGAUGAUUUCUUCAGAUGCGCCAUACACUGUGGCCAGACGUCGUGGCGUGAGGUAGUGGCAAACGCCUUCCGUUGGGGCAUACCGGUGCCUGCUUUAUCCACGGCAUUGAGCUUUUAUGAUGGUUACCGCACUGCCAAACUGCCAGCGAAUUUGUUGCAAGCACAACGUGAUUACUUUGGCGCGCACACAUAUGAACUGCUGGGCGAGGAGGGCAAGUUCCACCACACCAACUGGACAGGCACGGGCGGCAAUGUCUCUGCCAGUACGUACCAGGCAUAAGCAAGCUCCCCUAUCUGUCACACACAUACACACGCACUCAUGUACACAUACAUAUACAAUCAUUCCAUGAAAAGGAGCUAAGAGUACACUCGUGUAAGUGUAUACACACUCAUUAUAGUUAUUUCUAAUUUUUUGUUUGUUUAUUUUUUGGGUACUUUACUCUAACGUAGCAGUAC